AUGACUUCUUUGAAAUCUGCUUAUGUACCAUUUGUUGACAAAUAUGAUGAAACCGGUGUAAUGCUUCCAUUAAUGGUUUCUGCUGUCUUUAUCAAUGAAGUUGAAUCUGAAAAAUAUUUUUCUUUAAGAGCUCUCAAACAUUGGGAUAUUGAUGAAGAGAAAUUGAGUAGAGAUUUCUCGGAAAUAAUUGAUAGAAAUUCGUUGGUUCAUGUAAAAUAUGAUGACAUUAAAUUAAAUAAAUAUUACCUUCACUACAACGAUGAUACUGGACGUCUUACACGUGUAAAAGUUGUUGACAUUCCAGAAGAUGAUAAAAAAAAUCUCCAAAAGUUAACCGUUUUUUCUUGUGACUCUUCUAGGGUUGAUGACAUUAAAGAUGGAAAAAUCUAUGAGAUUCCUGAUUUAUUGGAUUCAUUAAUAGAUUAUCCCCUUCAGUUGUAUUGCCAACUACCCAGUAGAAAAUGUCUAGAUCUUUUAAAUUUACCAAGUUCUUCGGACUUUGAUAAUUUAACAGUUGUCAAAGCAAUUAUACUGGAGAAUUCAAAUAUUCCAACUUCUAUUAUUCUUGAAGGUGGUACAGGUGAUGUCAAAUUUGAUAUUAAGAAUAUGUUUAGUAAGCUAAAUAGUCAACUUCAAAAGUCGUGGGAAACAUUUGUUGAUGCGAUGACUACUGGAGAGAUACGACAAAUUUUGAGUAAAAGUUCUGAAAGCGGUAACUUUAAAAUUAUUCCUGAAGAUGAUGUCUACAUAAUUGACAUUGAUAACUUCGAUGCAGUACAUAUCAGAUCAACAUCAAUGUCAAUAAUCGAAUGUUUUUACUCAUCAUAUUUAAAAGAAUAUUUUGAAAUUGAAAAUUUUCGUGAACGUCAAAAAGUCCCAAAAAAUGAAAUUGUUCUAGGAUGCAUCUAUAUAGCCUAUGUUGAGUUUCUCAAAAGAUUUACGAGAAUUCAAAUUAUCGAUCUUGACAACCACAAAGAAUUUUUUACCUUCACUGUAAUUGAUUAUCCUGGAAUUGUUAGUAGAAAAGUAAAGACAUCAAGUUUUCAAAUUUAUUAUCUUGUACAAGGCCUUAACAUUCCACCAUUAUAUCAAACAGUCAAAAUUUCUUCAGUUGAAGAUAAAAAGCCAAAUGACAAAAAUGUUCUCAUAGAUAUUGCUUCAAAAGGUGGUAGGUACACCUUGAAAAUUGAUGAACAUACUGGUAUAGCCACAUUGUUUAAUAACAUACCUAAUGAAGAAGGAGAUUUGAUGGAUAAAGUUAUGAAAAAAAUAGAAGAAGAUUACAUGAUGUCAUGUUAUUCAGAUGAAAAUGGAUUAAUAACAAAAUCUUGUCGACUUCAAGCACCAAUCAAAGUCAAAAGAUGCAGUUUUAAUCAAUCUAUGACUAAUGUUAAAGGAAGAUUGAGACUCCGUUGUGUAGCAAAUAGUAAAAAUGGUAUCUAA
Strongyloides ratti is the source of this 1443-nucleotide messenger RNA. RefSeq lists its product as hypothetical. The record is from RefSeq and is a predicted model, not a curated record. The coding region runs from base 1 to 1443 and encodes 480 amino acids. Lineage: Eukaryota; Metazoa; Nematoda; Chromadorea; Rhabditida; Strongyloididae. The transcript has 2 exons.